Molecule: messenger RNA, 1104 nt
Organism: Sporisorium graminicola
Lineage: Eukaryota; Fungi; Basidiomycota; Ustilaginomycetes; Ustilaginales; Ustilaginaceae
Exons: 1
Coding region: 1-1104 (367 amino acids)
Biological process (GO): DNA-templated transcription
Cellular component (GO): nucleus; RNA polymerase III complex
Source: RefSeq, a predicted model, not a curated record
AUGGAGGACGCAGAUCAGCUUUUUCUCGGUUCUGGGGGCGCAGACGCCUCUCUUGACCGGCCAGUGUCGUCUCAGCACGUUACAACCUCCCGCGGGACACUCCCGACAUCGUCUGCCACAGACCUGCCACCAGACUCGGAGCUGGUCGCUUCCUUGCCCGUCUAUCUGAGCAAGUCCCUGCUCGGCGACUCGUCCCUCCACGUUUUCCAAUACCCGAUCUACCCACGAGAUCGACCGUUGCCCAUACCAUACUCGGCAGCUGCCCGAGGACUCAAAGUAUCGAGCCGAUGGCGACCACGAGCCAACCGUGUGGAGGUCGAAUUGCCGCUCGACGUGCGAGAGGAGGUCUAUAAUGCGGACCGCGGUGUUGAGUUUGGUGCAGGAGCUGAAGUGUUGGCGCAAAAGCAAGCAAGAGCAGAUGCGGCGCAUGGAGGUGCGAGUCCGAGCGAAACAACAGCUUCGAGCAGUCGAACGCGCGUCAAGCAGGAAAAGGAGGAAGCACAAACCAGCAGAGGGCCUAAGAAACUCGAAAAGAUCAAGCUCGAGAGCAGCCAAGUGCCCAACGCCACCGAGUACAUGGUGGGCGUCAUCCGGGAGCAGGCACUCCACCUCACCCGUUUGGAGUCCAUCGUACAGCUGCGACCCUCGAUGAACUACCUCGACGCACUCGACGAGGCACGCGAGGCAGAGAAGCGCAGAGACCGUGCUGCCAUGGCGGGUGAGCUGGGAUCGGACGAGGAGGACGAAGAAGAGUUGAUCGAGAUGGAGGCACCGGGUGAGGGGUCGUCGCGCUCCUCCAAAGCGGCGAGGAAGGACGUCAAGAAACCGACAGCCCAGACGCUCAGUGUUGCGCUCCGCACCGACCCUAACGCUAAGAAGGGCGGCGGUGGCAUGAGCAUGGGUGGCGGGAGUAGCGAAGCACGCGAUCUGCUCAUGGCAGCACAGAGAGAAGCAGACGCCGAGCGCUGGAUUGAUCUCGAAUGGAGGGAUGAGAACUCGCAUGAAGUUCAACAGAUCUUUGACGCCCAGUUGUUCGCUGGCAGCAAGACGCCGUUGACGUGCAAGACCAAGCCAAGAGACUACCUCCUGCACGCUCUUCCUUGA